Ascoidea rubescens DSM 1968 is the source of this 2295-nucleotide messenger RNA. It is a transcript of the gene LYS4, whose product is annotated as homoaconitate hydratase LYS4. The record is from RefSeq and is a predicted model, not a curated record. Bases 109 to 2211 code for a protein of 700 amino acids. Gene Ontology annotation, biological process: L-lysine biosynthetic process. Gene Ontology annotation, molecular function: 4 iron, 4 sulfur cluster binding; homoaconitate hydratase activity. NCBI's taxonomy places the organism in Eukaryota, Fungi, Ascomycota, Saccharomycetes, Ascoideales, Ascoideaceae. The transcript has a single exon.
AUCGGAUUGAAAAACCGUAAUCCCUAUCCUUUUUGAUCUUAAAAGAAAGAUAUAUACUUUGACUGUCUAAGAUCAGCAGCUUAUUCACAUUCAUUUGCACAAAAAAAAAUGGCAUAUCUAUCUUAUUUGGCCUCCAGUUCAACAAAAUGUGCCAAUUCUUUUAUAAAUCAUCAAAGAAGAGCCUUUUCUUCCUCCUUUGGCUUGAGAAUCGGCCAGAAUUUGAUUGAAAAAAUUGUUCAGAAAUACAGUGUUGGUUUGCCCAAAUCUAAGAAAGUCCAUUCGGGUGAUUUCGUCUCUAUCAAACCUCGACACUGUAUGACCCAUGAUAAUACAUGGCCUGUUGCAUUGAAAUUUAAAGGUCUUGGUGCCUCUAAAAUUCACGAUCAGAAACAAAUUGUUAUGACUUUGGAUCACGACGUUCAGAAUAAAUCGGAAAAAAAUUUGACUAAAUACUCAAAUAUUGAAAACUUUGCAAAGGAAUAUGGCAUAGAUUUUUAUCCUGCUGGUGCUGGUAUCGGCCAUCAAAUUAUGAUUGAGCAAGGCUAUGCUUUUCCUUUCAGUUUAUGCGUUGCAAGUGACUCUCAUUCAAAUACUUAUGGUGGUGUUGGUGCUUUGGGUACCCCGAUUGUCAGAACUGAUGGUGCUUCCAUUUGGGCCACUGGUCAAACUUGGUGGCAGAUCCCCCCUGUUGCAAAAGUCAUAUUAAAGGGUAAACUACCCAAAAACGUAACAGGAAAGGAUAUAAUUGUUUCUCUUUGUGGUAUUUUCAACAAUGAUGAAGUUUUAAAUCAUGCUAUUGAAUUCCAAUCAGAUCACUUAAAUGAAAUCUCGAUCGACUACAGAUUAACCAUUGCCAACAUGACUACAGAAUGGGGUGCUUUAUCCGGUGUUUUUCCGGUAGAUGAUGUACUAUUGGAUUUCUAUGUCCAAAGAUUACAAAAAUUGGGCAAUAACCAUCCUAGAAUCAAUAAUGAUUCAAUUCAAUCCAUUAAAGACGAUAUUCCUCUAAUGAAAUCCGAUGACGAUGCUUUCUACAACAAAACCUUAACACUCGAUUUGGAGUCUUUAAGUCCUCAUAUUAGUGGUCCAAAUUCCGUUAAAAUUUCAAACUCUUUAUACAAAUUAUCAAAUGACAAUUUGAAAAUCAACAAGGCUUAUCUAGUCUCUUGUACAAACUCAAGAUUAUCUGACAUCAAAGCCGCUGCAGAUGUCAUUAAAGGCCACAAAAUUGCUCCUGGCGUUGAAUUCUAUGUUGCUGCUGCCUCCUCCAACGUCCAAAAAGAUGCUGAAGAUAUUGGUGCCUGGAAAGCUCUUUUAGAUGCUGGUGCUACUCCACUACCUGCUGGUUGUGGCCCAUGUAUCGGUUUAGGGGCCGGUUUAUUAAAUGAAGGCGAAAUUGGUAUAUCUGCAACUAAUCGUAACUUCAAAGGAAGAAUGGGUUCAAAGGAUGCUCUAGCUUACUUGGCCUCUCCCGAAAUAGUUGCUGCAUCUGCUGUAUUGGGUAAAAUUGGUGGUCCGGAGGAAAUAUAUGGCGAAAAGAUUCCAAAUCCUUCCGAAAUUAAAAAAUCAGUCACAGUCAACGAAAAACAAUCAGAUGGAGCACCAGAAUUAUCUGAUGCAGCAGCUCCUGCUCCAGCCGUUGAAAUAUUAGACGGAUUUCCAAAAAAAAUUGAAGGUGAACUAUUAUUUUGUGAUACUGACAAUCUUAACACUGAUGGUAUUUACCCAGGAAAAUAUACUUACCAAGACGAUGUGAGCCCAGAAAAAAUGGCCGAGGUAUGUAUGGAAAAUUAUGAUGGAGAGUUUAAAAAUAAAGCUCAUGCAAACGAUAUAAUAGUUUCGGGUUUUAAUUUUGGUACUGGUUCAUCAAGAGAGCAAGCUGCUACUGCGAUUUUGGCCAAGGGAAUUAAAGUUGUUGUUUGUGGUUCAUUUAGUAACACCUAUUUUAGAAAUUCUAUCAAUAAUGCUUUAUUAUUAUUAGAAGUUCCAAAAUUAGUUGAACUUUUAAGAAAAAGAUAUGAAAAUAAAGAAAAGGAUUUAACCGAAAGAACUGGAUGGUUUUUGACUUGGGAUGUUGAAACUGCCACAGUCUAUGUUAAAGAUGAUAAAGAUAAUGUACUAUUAAAGGAAAAAGUUGGUGAGUUAGGAACCAAUCUUCAAGAAAUCAUCGUUAAAGGUGGUUUGGAAAGUUGGGUUAAAUCCAAGUUGUAACUUUUCUAAUUUAGUAGUUCCUGAUUUAUCUAUUUUUUUGGUUUUUUCGGUUUUUUGUAUAUUUUUUUUAGAAAGUGUUUUUUU